Molecule: messenger RNA, 1755 nt
Organism: Penicillium bovifimosum
Lineage: Eukaryota; Fungi; Ascomycota; Eurotiomycetes; Eurotiales; Aspergillaceae
Exons: 5
Coding region: 1-1755 (584 amino acids)
Source: RefSeq, a predicted model, not a curated record
AUGGAUCAUCUGCAGCCCUUCACCUUUGGGGGUUCGCCUCGGACCCAUUCAGAACCCAAGGCUAAACCCGCACCGCUGGAUCGGCCUUCCUUCACAUUCAUCGAUCACGAUGAUGACUUGACCUCCAAGCGGAUUAAAGAUGUCAAUGCUCGCAAGGCCAUUCGGUCCCAUGUCAUGCGUGAUGUACGCCGACGCGAGAGACUCGCGGGGUUGAAACGAACGUCCCGACAAAAUCGCGGGCAAUCUGAUGCGUCCAAAAAUAUCGUCAAUGAAUCAGACGAGCAGAGAGUGGUGAUCAGGGCUUCAUCGCAGUCCUCUAAUUCGUCUUCCGUGCUAGAUGCAGACUCCAGAGACGGGUUUGCCUUGAUGUACCGACGAGGGCGCCCUACCAGAUGGUGUGCUGGUUAUCCUUUGCCACUCCAUUCAAAUCCUAAUCCCCCUACAUCAUGGUUUCUCGACCCGUUCUUUACGUUGCCGGGUACUAGUGAGCUUCCUUCAAUGGUCGCGCACUUAGUGUACUACUGGAAAACCAUUUUCGUACCGAUGACAUUCCCGAAUACAAGCACAGACUCGAGUCAAGAGAUGGAAUUGAUGGCUCGAUCAUCAUUUUCGGAUCCGGGCAGUUUCUUCGGGUUGAUGAGUAUGUGCGCAGCACAUCGGGCCGUUCUCGCAAGCCAGCGAUCGGGCGUCUGGGACUCGACGCUCGCCAACGAUCCUGACUAUUGUAUGAUGAGAGCAAAAGCCUUCCAAGAAAUGACUGCGAAAGUACGGGAUCCGAGCCGCAGGCUCAGCAACGAGGCAUUUGAUACUAUAAUCAACCUCCUCACUGGCUCUUUGAUUAUCGGAGAGUUCAGUGAAGUCCAUACUCAUCUAACAGGACUUAAGCAUAUGGUUGACCAGCGCGGCGGGAUAACAGAUGACAGUAUUCGAUCUUCCUCAAUGUUAUCGGCCAUAGUCACCACCGAUAUCAAAGCCGCCUCGGGCCUAAUGACCAAGCCCGUCUUUCCCUUGACCUGGGACGCACAGCCCAUCCCACCGGAAAUUCAAAGACGAAUUAGACCGGUAGCUUCGUCUGCUCUCAACAAGAUCGGCUCGGGGUUUUUCGCUAUCACUCUCCUCAGUCCCUCUUUAUUGAAGAUCAUAAGUGUACUUCGGGACAUGGUUUUCUUCAACAUCACUUGUCAGACGAAUCCUACGGCAAUCAAACCAAAUGACCACGAUUUCUUCCGCGUCCUCAACUGCGAGGCGGAGCAUCAGCUGCUCAGCUACAUUUAUACAGAGGGUUCCCCAAACCCAGAACUUCAUCUUCAUCCAAUUGAAGCGGUCACAAGAGUGGCUUCUAUCUGCUUUCUCAAUCACUUUUUGAUUGUAUCGCCUUCAUCAUCUGGCUUAGGCAGGGCUCUUACGAAGCACCUCAGGACAUUCGCGGGUGAUUGCGAAUUGUCUCUUCUGGUGGGGUUGCCGCAGCAAGACCUUGGGCUCUAUGCUUGGGCAUUGUUCGUUGGAGCCCAGGGUGCCCUUGGCCAGCCUGAGAGACCGUGGUUCGUGGAGCGGCUGGCCCGUGUCGCAAUGAUCUGUGGAUGGCAAUCAUGGGGGCAAGUGUCGAACCUGAUGUUCAAAUUUUUCUUCGUGGACUCAGACAGCUUGAAUUGGCGUGGUAUCUGGGACGAAGCAAUGACAGGGUUUGUGCUAUCCGAGUCGGAGGAACUGGAAUUCUCAUCUUUACUGGAAACGAGUGCACACUCCCUUACUUAG